Molecule: messenger RNA, 1405 nt
Organism: Corticium candelabrum
Lineage: Eukaryota; Metazoa; Porifera; Homoscleromorpha; Homosclerophorida; Plakinidae
Product: collagen triple helix repeat-containing protein 1-like
Exons: 5
Coding region: 581-1390 (269 amino acids)
Biological process (GO): extracellular matrix organization
Molecular function (GO): extracellular matrix structural constituent conferring tensile strength
Source: RefSeq, a predicted model, not a curated record
UGUAUAUCUGUCGAGCUGACUGUUUGUCUGUUUAUGUAUCAAUUUGUCUAUUUCAUCAAUCUUCCUUUUUGGAGUUAAACGUAUUGUUUGCAGGUAACUUUUACAGAUAAAAUGUUUCUACUGAUGGACAGAGGAUCUCUGCUCACAAAGCCAGUUGCUUGCUUGUGUUCAACAGGAAACCAAGCAGCCUAAAAAUUUAUCAACCAUUACGUGUAACUGCAAGGUGUUAACAUAUCACAGUUGUCUCUCAGAUGGAACUCCACGUGCUGUGAGUUGAUAAAUUGGUGUGUGACGAUUUGGGAGAUCAAUGCAAAAGGGUGCUUUUCAGACAAUGACAUCUCAUCUGUAGCAAUUAGCAAAUUAUAUGAGCUGUUGGACAGGAAGUUGGAAAGGGGGAGGUUGGUAAUGGGAAAGUAUUUGAGACCAUGUUUGGUAGAUGACCUUUGCACACAUUACGUGGAAAUGUUCUAUUUCUGACUAGAACGCAACUCUCCCUCGGAUGUGAGGGUGUGUGAGGAGGAGUAUAUAAGAGCAAGCUCACCAGCUCACUUCAUCAGUAUUGAGGAUAUCGGUCAUCAUCAUGUUUUCAUUUUUUGUGACAGUUCUUGUGCUCAUUCAAGUCAUUGCUACUUCUGGUGGUCAAAGUGUGUCAGAUGAGAGAAAUCAGCAGGCAUGUGUGUCUGCUGGUGUACCUGGAGUACCUGGAUCACCUGGAGUUAAUGGAUCACCUGGACGAGAUGGAAUGAAAGGAGAAAAGGGAAUGAACGGAGAGAAAGGAUUAGUUGGAGAUGCUGGUGCACAAGGAAUAAAAGGAGAAGAAGGAAGGAAAGGAGAGAAAGGAAUAAAGGGAGAGAGAGGAUUAGUUGGAGAUGUCGGCAGUAAAGGUAAUGCUGGGAAGAUAGGUCCACAAGGUCCACGAGGGAUAAAAGGAGAAACAGGAAGGAAAGGAGAGAAAGGAGAAGCUAUGACACUCAACUGGAAACAGUGUGUGUGGAAUAGAUAUGAUCAUAAGGACAGCGGUCUGAUUCAGAACUGUAAUUUUAGGAAACUUGACAGCAAUUCAGCUCUACAUGUUGCAUAUGCAGGAAAUCUCAGGGUUAAAUGCUCCAGUGGCGAGUGCUGUUCUCGAUGGUAUUUUACAUUCAAUGGUAACGAGUGCAGUGGACCUAUGACUAUUGAGGGAGUUGUGUAUGGUAGUCCAGCUAAUGAUAAUCCUCUCCGUCACAGACAGAUUGAGGGAUACUGUGAGAACAUUCCAGCAGGUCAAGUCACAAUUGGAUUCAACAUUGGAAGCUGUAACAAAUUUACAUCAACAACGUAUGAUGGCCUUACAGGAUGGAAAUCAGUAUCUCGCAUUAUGAUUGCAGAAGUUCCUCCAUCACAAAAGUGACUGAAUUAGAGAGAA